AUGGCCGCCACGGCAGACCCCGAGUUCCCCUGCUCAAUGCAAGUCUACCCCUCCCUUUCCUAUAUCAGCUGGCCCCCCUACAGAACUAUCAACGUCCCCUUCCCCAGCGAACGCCUCGCCUCCACGGCCCUCAGGACCCUCCAGGUCGACAAGGAGCUCUCCCCCCUCGUGCGCCGACACCUCUCCGUCAUCACCCCUCCCUCGGACGACGACAACAACAGCGAAGGCCGGCUGCUCAAGACGGAGUACGAAGCAGCCACGAACCGCAUGCUCCGCGUCGCCGUCAACUCGUUCAUGGAGAGCCUCAAACUCGUGCUCGAGGUCAUGGAGCACCUCGACGUCGAUGUUCUAGAGCAGCAGAAGCUGCAAAAGCCGCCCAGCUGA
Messenger RNA from Clonostachys byssicola, 384 nucleotides. NCBI's taxonomy places the organism in Eukaryota, Fungi, Ascomycota, Sordariomycetes, Hypocreales, Bionectriaceae. The record is from the annotation of a GenBank genome assembly.